Galleria mellonella (greater wax moth) is the source of this 4221-nucleotide messenger RNA. RefSeq names its product exportin-6 (gene ebo). Gene Ontology annotation, molecular function: nuclear export signal receptor activity; small GTPase binding. The record is from RefSeq and is a predicted model, not a curated record. The transcript has 21 exons. Gene Ontology annotation, biological process: protein export from nucleus. Bases 285 to 3449 code for a protein of 1054 amino acids. Lineage: Eukaryota; Metazoa; Arthropoda; Insecta; Lepidoptera; Pyralidae.
UUUUUUUAUAGCUAAUGAUUAUUACUCUGUUAAUUACACAUUUAUGUUGAAUAUAAUGAAAUUUUCUAAUUUUUACUAAAUUUCUUCUAUAAUUUAAUUUAUUGAAUUUAAUAUAAAACUACUAGACAUAUAAACCAUUUUGUAAUUUCAAGAUUUUUAAAUAUUUAGGUUGGUGAUUGUGUUAGAAAUCGCGCCGAACAUAAUAAUAUUUGUGUUUUAUUUAAAUCUUGAAACUUGAGAAUGAGUCAGUUUUGAGUUUUUUUUUUUAUAUUUUCUCUUUUACCAUGAAUGAAAUCGAAAUAAAUGAGGCUUUAGCCUCUUUAGAGAUAUUAAUGUCUGAAUUUUUUGCACCAACAACAAAUAAUUAUAGGAAGAGAGAAAUAGAAGGCAUGUUAGAGAAUUUUUCUAACCGCAGAGACUCUUGGAAGCAUUGUUUAGUGUUUUUACAAAAGUCACAAAAUCAGUAUGUUUUAAUGUUUACAUUAACAACUUUAGAGAAUAUAAUAAACAGACAGUGGAUCAGUUUAACAGAUAAUGAAAAGACAGAAAUAAGAUUGACAUUAUGGAAUGAGUUGAUGGCCAAACACGAGGUGAUGCUAUAUUUUAUCAGGAAUAAACUUGCUGCUCUUAUGGUGUCGAUAGCAAGAUAUGAUUGGCCAGAACACUAUCCUGACUUUUUUAGUAAUAUAGUAGAGCUUAUAAAAUGUGACGGCCGGCGCUGUCUGUUGGGUCUAGUGCUGGCACAGGCUGCGAGCGAGGAGCUGGGUGCUGCACGUGACACAGGCAUCCUGUUGCCUUCGCAGAGACGACUCCAGCUUGAGAGGCUUAUGUUGAAAGGAAUGCCUCAGAUGUUAAGUGCACUUAGUGGAAUUUUAGAAAAGAAUGCUCAGGAAGGCCACUCUAACCCACCACCAUCCCCAACAAGUGGUAUACCACAGUCAUCUGCUCUUCCAGAUUUGUUAGCAAAUGCUUGUGAUGCUCACACCACUGAUAAAGCUCUGAAUAAUGAAAUAAUAGUAAAGUGUUUGACAACACUACAGCAUUUGUUUUCGUGGCUGCCACUAUCAUCUCAUGUGCCGCCGUCUCUUGUCACCACUGUUUUUUACUGGGGCAGCAUAGCUACACAAUCUCAGAGCAUGGAGGCGGGCGUGGCGGGGCUGGGCGGCGUGUGCGAGCUGUUGUACCGGCGGUACGCGCCGCCGUCGUCGGCCGCCACCGCGCUGCGCCUGCACCACUGCGCUCUGCGCCUGCUGCGCCACCUCACGCACCACGACCGCGACCACCACCACCACCACGGCCCGCACGUGCUGCGCGCCAACCACGACUACCUGAAUAAGUUGGCAGAAUUUUUGAAAUUAUUUGUGUCUCUGCAUUUCAAAAGAUUAGAGGCUGAGCCUGAGUUUGAUGCAAUUGAAUUUUUGUCUUAUCUAUUCCAAUAUACAUUCCAGGUACCUACAUGUGCGAUAUUUGUUAAUUGUUUAGAUGUAUGGAUACAGUUUAUUGACAUACUCAAGCCUGAAGAUAUAGUUAAGUAUUGGGAAGCUCUGCAGGCGCUAGUAAAUGGAAUACUCAACAAAAUACAGUUUCAACACAAUAAAGCGCAGCUUCAGCACUUGGAUAAUGACGUAUGCGAUGAUGAUGGUGAGACCGAAUGGCACACAUUUCUGAAACAUUGCAUCGAGUGCAUAGCUCGAGUCGCAGAACUAGCACCGCUCGAUUUUUUCACUUCUGUGACGGAGCAGUGGCAGUGCCUGGCGGACGUGCACGCGCGCGCGGCGGUGCGCGCGGCGGGCGGCGGCGCGGCCGAGCCCGAGCGGCUGCUGGCCGCGCUGCUCGACCUCGCCACGCUCACACGCCUGCUCGGCCGCCUCGCGCCCGCGCUACUCGCCGAGGCGGAGAAGCAGCGGCGCGGCGGCGGCGGCGGCGGCGGCGGCAACAGUAACAGUGCAGCGGCGGGCGGCGCCCUGGUGGAACGCGUGGCGGCGGCGCUGGCGGGCGCAGCGCUCACGCGGCCGCACCGCGCCGCCGCCGCGCCGCCGCACGCACGCGCACUAGUGCAAGUCCACGCGGAGAUGUUUGCGUGCAUGGGAGCUUGGUGUUGUUACGCAAGCGAGUGUGGUGUACCUGUUCGAACCAUGGAAGGAAUCUUCGCAUCUGCCGUACCGUUCCUGAUGCCUCAUGAAAUACCUGAACCACCAUUAUUAUGUCACGCGGCAGCACACCUACUACUCAGUUUAUCGAAGAAUGUGAAAUUUAUUCACGACCCAAUAACGCUAGUUGGCGAUUUAUAUAAUCACGCGCAACGUUCUUUACAUUAUUUGGAGCCUAAGACAGCGGCGGUGGUUCGCGAAGCGCUGCUAUCACUGAUGCUGUCGCGCGGAAUGGGCGCGGGCGCGGGUGCGGGGGCGGGGGCGGGUGCGGGCGUGGCGGGCGCAGAGGCGGCGCGUGCGCUGCUGGCGGCGUGGACGGCGCCGCUGGCGGCAGCCGGGCCGACAGCCACGUUGCCGCCGCUCACCACCCUGCUACAUUCCUUCGCGCACGCCUCCACUCCUGCCAAGAAAAUAAUAGCAGAAGGCGUUCAAGGUGCGGCGGAAACGUGUCUCCGCAUGCUAUGCGAGCCGUCAUACGCUGCCGCCGAGCCGGAAAUCACAGAGUUCUUCCUCGCGCUCUUCACGGCACUUCUGCCGCAGUUAGGCAAUUUCACAUACACAGCUAUUGAUGUGUUCCUCGAAGUUGCGCAAAGGGGCGGCGGCGACAGCAGCCUGGAGCGGCUGGUGGAGUGCGUGCGGCUGGGCGUGGAGGCGGGCGGCGGCGGCGUGCGCGUGCGCGCCGUGCUCGCGCUGCUGCACCAGCACGCGCUGCCCCGCGCGCACGCGCACGCGCACGCGCCCGACCUCGCGCGCGCCGCGCACCGCCUGCUGGCCAGCGUGUUGAUCCACCGGUGGCGGUACUUCUUCGUGCAAAAGUGCGAGGGCGAGGAGAGCGCGCGGCGGUCGAGCGAGCUGCGCGAGGCGCUGGCGGCGCUGGGCCGUGCGCUGCUGCAGCCCGACCUCGACCUGCUGCGCAUCAACAUUGAUACGCUGCACGUGCUCAAUAACAAGUGGAAACUGUAUCACAAGGUGAUAUUCCGCACGGAGUUCCUAGCACAGUUUCUGUCUGUGCUGCUGGCGACGCUGGCGGAGGGCGGGUCGCGAGCGCUCCUGCGCGAGGAGGUGAUGAGCGCCCUGCACGCAAUGGCGGCCGUCGACUUCCCCACCUUCCGGCAAGCCUUCCUGCCGCAUUUCCUCAACACGCUGCCUGGCCUCUCACCACAUCAUGUUGCGGAGCUUUCUAAUUUCCCGCCCGAUACGGAUUUGCCGACAUUCACUCAAAAUAUCCAGCGGCUUAUGAAUGACGUGAAUUGCUACCGAGCAUACAAUUCACUCGCACCGGCCAACAUGCCAGCGUAGCGGUCCAGCCAGAUUAAUUUCCAAAUCAUGUGAUAUCUAUCAUAGACAGAGAGUUUAUAAUAUGCGUGUAAAUUAAAUCGCGUAAUGUAUGAUGUAAAUGAGUCAAAACAUUGCAUUUUCUGUUUUCAUUGUAUGUAUGCUUCUUAUAUGUAAACACUAAAUGUACAUUAUAUUCAAUGGCUAAAUAAUGUCUAUAUCAGCCAUUAACUGUCCACUGUUGAACAUAAGCCUCCUUUAUAAGGAAGGUUUUGUAUUUGCUACGCUUUGCAAGCGUGUUAGUAACCGGAGGUAGGUUUUUGUGGUGUUUUAAGAGGGACACUGAUGCCCAUCUUUGACCAUUAAAUUACCUUAGUCACCUCUUACGACAUACGGGAAAUGAAGAGGUGGCCCAUUCUAUUGCAUGGGUUUGACAUUAAACAUUAAAUUAGUCAUUGAUUCCAAGUAAUGUGAUGAUAUAAGUAAGAGGUAUAUAAUAAGUAAAUUAUAUUUCUGGUCACAUCAUAAUUAAGUUAUCGUUCGUUAUUUUGCUAUCUGUACUUGACUGUAUUUCAGUACGAAUGUAGCUUUUAAAACAUAAUAUAAUAUCUAAUUGAAUUUCUGUAUUGCGUACUACUUUUAGAGUCAUUAUAGCCUCUAAUUUUAGAUUAUAUGGAUAGAGCAUCGAACCUAAAAAAUGGAUCAACUUUUUGUCUGCUAAUUUUCAAAUUAGCUGACACGUUUUUUUAUCAGUUCUACAUACUUGCGCAGAAAACGUAUCGUGAUGUUUUUUUUU